Calliphora vicina (urban bluebottle blowfly) is the source of this 1120-nucleotide messenger RNA. RefSeq lists its product as uncharacterized. The transcript has 3 exons. Gene Ontology annotation, cellular component: nucleus; transcription regulator complex. Gene Ontology annotation, biological process: regulation of transcription by RNA polymerase II. The record is from RefSeq and is a predicted model, not a curated record. Bases 317 to 1066 code for a protein of 249 amino acids. Lineage: Eukaryota; Metazoa; Arthropoda; Insecta; Diptera; Calliphoridae.
AAUGCCAUCACACAUUUCAAUUCCUAAAAAGUGGAAUGAUAACACAAACGCAACGUAACCUUGUAGUAGGAGAUGUAUCUGUUUAGAUACAUACAUGCAUAGACGUAUGGUGACGUGCCGUAACAACAAACAAAAAUAACCAUUAAACGCUGGGUUAAUUUGGUCUUGUGAAAAUAGAAAAUCGAAAAAUUAUACAUAAUCCAUCGUAAAUUGACGUAGAGAUUUAUAUUUAUUCGUAACACAUUUCAAAUUUUAAAAACAAAAUUAAGAUUUGUUUGUAUAGUAAUUGAAAUCAACAAACCCAAAUAAUAUUAAAAUGAUCGACGACGAACAACUCAUUUUACUUGUUCAGGAAAGAAGUGAAAUUUACGACAAAUACAAUCCACUUUACAAGUUCAUAGAUAGGAAAAAAGAUGCAUGGAUGGAAAUUGCCCAUAAGAUGGAAACAACAGAAGAGGACGCCAUAAGAAGAUGGACAAGUCUAAGGGAUCGCUUCACACGAGAAAUAAAAAAAAGAGAAAAAUCAUCAGAAUCUGAUCCAAAUACUUCACAUAUCUGGCCCUACUAUAAUAUGAUGGAAUUUUUAAGGCCUCAUAUAUCAUCAAGACCACUCCGAGGAAUGAGAUCACAAGGAAUUAGAUUGCCACCAGUAAAGAAACAUUCACCGCCGCCUUCACCGGCGACUUCACCACAACCUUUACGAACUGCUUCAACAUUUGAUUCGCGUACAGCUUCACCCAUGCACUGUGAGGAAGAGUUUACACAAAUGUUUGAUGAUCCAUUGAUAGAUCCAUCAUUUUUGCGUAAAAAAUGCAAAAAUCCAAAUCCUGAUGUUGAUAAAAGCUUUUGCGAAGCGGUUGAAACUUUGAAGAAAACCUGUGCUGUUAAUGAAGCUAGAAAUGCAAAUCCUGCUGUUCAUGCGUUCGGCGAAAUGAUUGUUUCUACGAUAUGUAGCAUGAAUAGCCGUAACCAAAUAAAGGCUAUGCAUCAAGUAACAGACAUGGUGAUGAGAAUUAAAAUGGAGGAAGAUGAAUUAUUAGAUCAAGUUACGUAUUCAACGCUUUAAAAUACAUUUUUUGAUUUCAACUUUAUUUACUUUUUUCUAUACAAUACUCUUUUC